UUUUGUGUACACGGACACCGUGACGAGUCUAACCGUCGACAACGUGGCCCAGACGAUGUACUGCACCGAAAAGUACAACAUUCCGGCGCUUUUCGAUCUGUGCUCGGAAUUCAUCAUCGGUCAACUCACGGUGGACAACUGUCUGACCGUGUUGCAGAGUGUGCAACAUCUGAACGCGGAUAACGUUGUGGAGAAAUGUCUGGAAAUGGUGGAUACCAACUCGGCUACCGUUCUGCAGUCGCAGCAGUUUCGGGAGAUUUAUAGCAAUGACACACUGUUCGCUGACGAGCAUCUCAUCUAUGCGGCUGUUGAGAAGUGAGCGAAAAUUAUGGAAUUCGUUUAAAGGGAAAACUUAAUUGUACAGAUAUAUCGAUGGCAGAAGACAUUCUCGAAUUGAUAGUGUUUAACCGCCGCAGACUAC
Molecule: messenger RNA, 421 nt
Organism: Paramacrobiotus metropolitanus
Lineage: Eukaryota; Metazoa; Tardigrada; Eutardigrada; Parachela; Macrobiotidae
Product: kelch-like protein 38
Exons: 2
Source: RefSeq, a predicted model, not a curated record